Molecule: messenger RNA, 3117 nt
Organism: Ooceraea biroi (clonal raider ant)
Lineage: Eukaryota; Metazoa; Arthropoda; Insecta; Hymenoptera; Formicidae
Source: RefSeq, a predicted model, not a curated record
CCAAACAACGUAUAAAAAUAAAAUGCUAGCAAUUGAUAUUGGUUAUUUGCUAAGAAUAUGAAUUAAAUGUUUGAGUGGUUAAAUAUAGUUAGCAUAACGUUAACAUUUUGUCGUAAUCAAAUGCUUUGUUAAGAAGAGACAUAUUGAAUAAGCAUAUUGUUAACAAAAAGGGAGCAUACAAUAUUUUCAAUUUGCUAACAGAUGUAGACAUAUUGCUAUUAUUAUACCAGCAUAAAUUGUUUAUUGUAUGCUGUUAUUAGGCUGUGCUACAGUGCGCUCCUUUAUAUAUAUCGAUAUGUCGAAUAUAACAAAACAAUGAUGAUUGCGAAAUGCCAUAAGCAUUAAACGAAAAGCAGUGUUGUGCAUGUAUCGUUCCGAGCGAAAAUUUUAUAUUUGAUUUAUUGUGUUUAUUUUGUGUGCAGCAAAAACAAUUAAAAAUUAUCUGCUAGUUAAGAAGCAUCGAGAAAAUAUUCAUAUAAAUAAUCAUUUGCGCCUAUCCAUGUGUCAUUGAUGUAAAAGAACACGCACUAAAUAUUUACAUUUUCCGUAUAUAUUUUUAUUUUGUGUGUGUGAAAAAUGGAGAAAAUUAAUAUGAAACGUUUACGUAAACCCUUAACAAAACUGUUUGUAAGGCAGCAACAAAGAAUUCGAAAAGAAUUGCGUGAAUCAACAAUUAAUAAAGCAGCAGCAGUUAUUGAUAAUAUUGCAGAAAAAACAAUCUCACAUGAUACUUUAUCCGACAUUGAUACAAUUCGUGCUUUAGAAAAUGAACCUUUUAUUAUUACAUUCAUGGAUAAUAAUCAAACUGUCCUUGACAAAAGCAGUUUUAUUUUUUCAUCAAUAACUGAGUGCAGUGAUUGUGAAGAAUUCAACGCUUUCAGUACUGAAAAGGAUUAUGAGGAAUCUAUGAAUAAUUCAUCAGAAAGCGAUAUUGACAUAGUCGAUAAAGAAUCAUUUCAAAUUCUUUUAGCAGAUUGUUUAAAAAAAAAUAUCACAUGCAGUUGGUAAAGACAUCUUGAAUGUAUUGUAAUAAGAAGUCAUAAAUGUUUAAUUGAUCUGGCAAAAGAUCCAAGAACGUUACUCAAAACUCCUCGUGAAAUGGCAAACAUUGUUAUGAUUGAACCAGGAGAAUAUCUUCAUCUUGGUGUGAAGAAAGGAAUUUGUCGAACUCUUGCUCUAGCUUUGCCACUUGUCAUUCCAGAAAUACUUUUAAUUGAUUUCAAUACUGAUGGUAUGGCAUUGCAUAGAAGUGAUAAUGUUCAACUUUAGCCUAUACAAAUUAGAGUAGCAAAUAUAUACAAUAGCAAGCCAGAACUAGUAGGUAUUUAUAAAGGUCCUAGUAAACCGUGCAGUGCUGAACAAUUUUUUGUUGCGUUUAUCUCCGAAAUGACAGAAAUCGUACAGAACGGCAUUAUAUUUAAAGGUAAAAUUAUACCCGUUUCUCUGAGGUGUUUCAUUGCUAACAUACCAGCUCGUUCAUUUUCUUUAAAUCAUAAGGGUCACAUGUCUCUCAAGCCCUGUUCAAGAUGCAAAGUUUCUGGCAAAAUGUGUGAAAGACGUGUUGUUUUUCUUGGUUCAAAUCACCCUCUAAGAAAUGAUGUAGAGUAUGAGAGAAGAAUCGAUGCUAGUCAUCACAAACAAGGUGCUAUUCCACUAUCUGGUCUUCCAAUGGGAUUAGUUUCUCAAGUACCUUUUGAUUAUAUGCACUUAGUCUGCUUAGGUGUAGUUAAAAGAAUGCUACGGGCAUGGGUUGAUGGUGGAUUUGAACCAACUCGUCUUUCUGCCACGUCUCUUAAAACUGUAUCGGCUAGAAUGGAAAUCGUAAAACAUUACUGCCCUCGCGAUUUUGCUCGUUUACCUCGUUCAAUUACAGAUUACAAUAAUUUCAAAGCCACUGAAUUCCGACAAUUUUUGUUGUAUACCGGACCUGGAAUAAUGUAUGGAAUUCUUAACGAGAGUAUUUAUCUUCAUUUUCUUAUUUUACAUGCUGCAAUCCGUAUUCUUGUGUCACAGACUCCUUCAGAGGAUUUAUUAACAUUUGCAGAAAUGGGAUUACAAAUAUUUGUAGAACACUGUCCUUCUUUAUACGGCUCCCAUUUUGUUUCGUUUAAUAUUCAUGGUUUAUUGCAUCUUGUUCAAGAUUUUCGCAACUUUGGAUCAUUAGAUACAUUUUUUGCUUUCCCGUACGAAAAUAACAUGACUGCCAUCAGGAGAAUGUGUAGAAAGCCAGGCCAAAUUUUGCAACAAAUUAGAAAUAGAAUGCGAGAAGGUAGCAUUGGGAAAAAAAUUGUUUAUCCACAGCAAGCUUCGAUCAAGAUGUUUGAUAGUCAUAAAAAUGCACCUAUCACGAAUAAUCUUUUACUUGAACCUGAACAAUAUCGAAAAUGAGAACUGAGAAAAUGUUUUUAUCAAUUUUGCCACAAAACAAUUGUUGUAUUUUACACGAUCUGAGCAUUUGUAUAAUUGUAAACUUUGUCAAAGUUCAAAACAAUCCUUAUUUAAUUGUAAAGAAAUUCACCAGUGUAGAGAAUUUUUAUGACGUUGGAAUUGAAUCAGCAUCGGUGGGUGUUUAUAAGUGCAAUGGACUAUCAGACAAUAUCUAUAAAGUUCAUUUUUCGAAUGUAAUGAGCAAAUGUUAUGUUGUACCUUUUUGGCAAAUUUCUAACUUAGAGGAAUCUUUUGACAAUAAUAGUGAACUGCUGGAAAAUCAAUUUAUUGUUACCGUUCUUAAUAUUUAAUAAAUGUAGUUUGAUUAUAUUAUUAGCAAUGCAAUGUGCUACUAAUUAUUAUUGUUUUGGACAUAUGAUUGUCUAACAAUUUUAUUGAUAAUAAUUACUAACUUUAUUUGCUUAAGUUUUGAUUCUAUAAAUGUAAUUCUAAAAAUGUUAACAUUAUCGUAUAUGUAUAUUACUUGUAAAUUUUCUCCAUUCAUUUAAUGUGUAAUAAGAAAAUAGUACAUGAUGUAUAUAUUAAGAUCCUGACAAUUGACUGGAAAUUUAGAAAAGAAAGAAAAUUGUAAGUGAAUACAUUUUCUCUCCUCUUAGGAUAUGAUAUUGCAUGUGUACGUUCUUUCUAAAAAUGCAAAUAUAAAAAAUUGAAUGUUUUGGUCCCUUCUAU